Molecule: messenger RNA, 127 nt
Organism: Funneliformis caledonium
Lineage: Eukaryota; Fungi; Glomeromycota; Glomeromycetes; Glomerales; Glomeraceae
Source: the annotation of a GenBank genome assembly
AAAUUAGAAUGGACUGAUCCAAAAGCCAAAUUAUGUGCUGUCUGCUCUUCUGCACACCACAAUGCUACUACAUGCCCGAGACGUCGUCAGUCUCCCAAGGAUCGCAAUAUGCAGAAUCUUUACCAGC